GUGCUUGGGGAUGUGGGGCAUGUUUAGGUUGUGGUUCUUCAGAGGCCACUGCUUUGUGACCCAAGCUAAUUGAAGAACUGUCUGCCACUCGAAUAGUUGAUAUUUCUAUUGGAGACAGUCAAUGUUGGGCUCUUUCUCAUGAUAAUGAAGUUUAUGCCUGGGGCAAUAACUCAAUGGGACAGUGUGGCCAAGGAAAUUCCACAGGUCCUAUCACUAAACCAAAGAAAGUGAGUGGCUUAGACAGCAUAGCUAUUCAGCAGAUUUCAGCUGGAAAUUCACAUAGUCUGGCAUGGACUGCUCUCCCUCGGGACAGACAAGUUGUUGCAUGGCACCGACCUUACUGUGUAGAUCUUGAAGAGAGUACCUUCUCGCACCUGUGUUCCUUUCUUGAGAGAUACUGUGAUAAAAUAAACAGAGAGAUUCCCCCCUGCCUUUCCUGUCAUCAAGGGAACAUCACAGUUUCCUCAAGCUAUGCCUGAAGCUUCUUUCAAAUCAUCUUGCUCUUGCACUGGCAGGAGGGGUAGCCACCAGCAUUCUUGGGAGGCAGGUGGGGCCACUUCAAAAUCUGCUCUUCAGGCUGAUGGACUCAACUGUUCCUGAUGAAAUCCAAGAGGUGGUAAUUGAAACUCUGUCAGUAGGAGCAACCAUGCUAUUACCCCCAUUAAGAGAACGGAUUGAGUUACUUCAUUCCCUUUUACCCCAAGGGCCUGAUAGAUGGGAAAGCUUAUCUAAAGGACAGAGAAUGCAACUGGACAUCAUUCUGACAAGUUUGCAGGAUCAUACACAUGUCGCCUCCCUACUUGGCUAUAGCUCGCCCUCUGAUGCCACUGAUCUCUCUGCUGUGUGCACUGGCUAUGGAAACCUGUCAGAUCAGCCCUAUGCCACUCAGAGCUGCCAUCCCAACACCCAUCUGGCUGAGAUUUUGGUGAAAACUCUCUUCAGAAAUUUAGGAUUUUAUACAGAUCAAGCAUUUGGAGAGCUAGAAAAGAAUAGUGAUAAAUUUCUACUUGGAACAUCAUCAUCAGAGAACAGUCAGCCUGCUCAUCUUCAUGAACUGCUGUGUUCAUUACAGAAACAGCUACUGGCGUUUUGCCAUAUUAAUAACAUUAGCGAGAACUCAAGCAGUGUGGCAUUGCUUCAUAAACAUCUGCAGCUCUUGUUGCCUCAUGCCACAGAUACUUACUCCCGUUCUGCAAAUCUGCUCAAAGAAAGUCCUUGGAAUGGCAGUGUUAGAGAAAAAUUAAGAGAUGUGAUAUACGUCUCAGCUGCAGGCAGUGUGCUCUGCCAGAUUGUUAACGCCCUACUGUUACUCCCAGUGUCAGUGGCUCGUCCCCUGUUGAGUUACCUCCUGGAUCUCUUGCCACCUCUUGAUUGCCUUAAUAGACUCCUGCCAGCUGCUGCUCUUCUAGAAGACCAAGAGUUACAGUGGCCUCUUCAUGGAGGGCCAGAAGUAAUCGAUCCUGCUGGUGUUCCAUUACCUCAGCCCGCUCAGUCUUGGGUGUGGCUUGUGGAGCUGGAAAGAACAAUUGUUCUCCUUAUCGGGCGGUGUCUUGGUGGCAUGCUUCAGGGUUCCCCCGUGUCUCCAGAGGAACAGGAUACUGCUUAUUGGAUGAAAACACCACUUUUCAGUGAUGGAGUUGAAAUGGACACUCCUUAGCUAGGUAAUAAGCUUCUCUACAGCAUUUAAAAUGCAUGCUUAUUUGUACUUCCAUUUUUUCGUAUUCUGAGUUUGCUGAAGAAAGAACUAACUGAUGGAUGAUUGCAAAAUUGACCAUUUUAGGGAAGACCACAGAAUAAAGCAAUAAAGUCCUACACAGUGGUGUAGUGAAAAGAGUACCCUUCCCCUCAAAGUGUAGAUCUGAUCUCACUGUUUUGUAUUUUAUCACUUACUACUUGUGUUUUUGAGCAAGUCUAACUUACAAAAUAGAGAAAUGCUUGAAAUUAGUUGUGUUUUUCAUAAAACUGCUUCAUAUAGAGUAAAGCACUGUAGGAGUAGGUGUCGUGAUUUAACAGUGUGCAGGAGUGAUAGUCUCCCCACACCCCCGUUGCUUGUAGUGUCUUUGAGGUUUGUCUUUCCUGCCUCAGCUUGCAUUUCUCUACUUUAUUGGCAGGCUACUUCUCAGAUCAAACAUGAAGAUUUACCCUGUUCUCCAACAGAUGACCUUACUUUAUUUAUUUGAGAAUGGUCUUUUAAUCUCUCUGGUCUUUUAAUUUUGAUUCUUUGAAAUUGUAAGUCAGAAUAGAUAUGGUAUAAUUAGAUCCAAAAUUCAUUAUUUCUCUGAUAAGAGGAGGAGACCCAAAGAGUGUCAGCAGAAGAAAGUAAGAGCAAGAACAGGGGAGAGGGAAAGAAACAGAAAUAGGAGGAAGUGAGAGAAAAGAAGAAGAAGAAGAAGAAGAAGAAGAAGAAGAAGAAGAAGAAGAAGAAGAAAAAAGGCAUGUUGGUUCACAGCAGUACUCUGCAUUUGAGACGCUGAGGCAGGAGGAUUGUUCCAAGUUUGAAACCAGCCUGGGCUACAAAAUGGAGCUCGAGGCUAGGCCAAACUGCACAACAAGACACUGUCUCAAAGACUAGAGAGAGAGAGACAGACAGACAGACAGACAGACACAGAGAAGAGUGGGGAGAGGAACCAAGACAAAAUGAGAAGAAUCUGCUUUGGGGGUUCAAAGAGCAAAGGAAAGUUGAAGAUUUUUCUCCUUUUGCAAAUACAAGCAUACAUUCAUCCUAAGUGAUUCACCCUAAGUGAUUUUGGCCAUGGCCAAUGGAAUGCUAGACAGAUGUUUCUGUUAAAUCAAAGAAAGCAAUAUUUUGAAAUUACCAAGGGACACUUUGUAUGCUAAAAAGAAUUCUAGUGCCCUCAAUUUUUAUGUCUUUACCUUCCAGAUGAUCUCUCAAGGGAAAACAUGUCUGUGUCUAUCUUCCCUGUAUUCCUGCUAUAUUUACUUCAUUCAAAUAACUAGGCUUAAAAUGAAUAAAGUCAACUGUUUUUAAUGUUUUCAGUUUUCAAAUUAUAAAAUCAUAAAACCAUUAAAUAGAUAUGUGGUUAAAAAGCUUGUAUAAAGAAACAUGGUAUUGUCUUAUGAAAUUGUAAGUAUAUAAUAAUUCAAUUAUAUUCUGGGUCAGUAUGAAUUUUAAUAGUUGUCAAAGCACCAUUUAGAGCAUUUUGUUUUUUAAAAUGUGAAGGUGAACUUUGAAUGCCAAAUACCUUUUUGAAAAGUUGAGAGAGAGCUGCCUGUAGAAAUGUAAUCAUCAAUUAGGGAAGUAUUCAUGGCAUCUUCUGUCUUUCUUGGACCACUCUUUAACUAUUUUCCUUUAAGUCUAGAGAAAAAAGAAAAUCCUGUCUAACCUAACAUGUUUCUAAAAGAGGAUAUCAUUUCAUUUGGAGCAGUACUUUUUAGUUAUGCAGGACUGUGCUGCACAGGUUGGACAUUCUGCAUCCCUGGCCUCUACCCAUCAAGGUGCCAGAGCUUCCCCCGAGUGUCAUAUCCUUCUGUUGGGAAUAAGAACAGUGAAUCUACCUCUAACUGAAAAACAUGAAAGGACUUUACCUUGGUACUCCAAAGGACUUGAAAUAUAAUUUUGCAUGUAUUAAAUAAACAUGGCAAGAUUUUAUGUGUUGCACUAAAAUGUAUGAUGUUUGAAA
Cavia porcellus (domestic guinea pig) is the source of this 3641-nucleotide messenger RNA. RefSeq names its product probable E3 ubiquitin-protein ligase HERC1. Lineage: Eukaryota; Metazoa; Chordata; Mammalia; Rodentia; Caviidae. The record is from RefSeq and is a predicted model, not a curated record. The transcript is spliced from 10 exons. Bases 581 to 1657 code for a protein of 358 amino acids.